AUGAUGCGCCGGCAGCGCCCAACGUUUACGAGCGCCGAGCUCGAGCUCCAGCUCCAACAGAUAUCCCUCGACCCAACGUCUGCGACCGCCGAGAACCUCGAGGCACUCACGCCGCUCAUCAAGUCCAUACAGGAGACGGACACCGAGCAGCUGUACCUGCGCAGUCUCGACCGCUUCGUCGAGGAGAAGGAGCACGAGAUUGAAAAGAUCUGUGGGAGCAACUAUGAGGACUUUGUAUCGUCUGUCCUUACCUUAUCUACGGUGAGGCAAGGUACGGGCCACUUGCGAAAGCGCAUCGGCGAGCUGGACGGCCAGAUGGGCGAUGUCGGCCGCGCUCUCGGAGAGAAGAAACGCACUCUGUUAGAGCAGAAGAAGGUCGCGAGGAACAUGGACGACGCGAUCGAGACGCUUCAGACUUGUCUCCGUCUUCUGGACCUUGUCCACCGCGUUGGUGACAUGAUUCGCGAGGGCAAAUACUGGGGUGCACUGAGGAUGAUCGAAGACCUCUCGCACCUCCCCCCACCAUCCAUCUCAAACACUCCCUUUUAUCUACACCUUAUCUCGUCCCUGCCGUCUCUCCGCUUGUCCAUCAAGGACGCAGUCACGGCCUCGACCAAGUCCUGGCUGUUUGACAUUCGCGAGUCUAGUGCCCUCGUUGGCAAGCUCGCUCUCGAGCAGAUGGGUGCGCGUAUCAAGAAGUGGCGCGCAAAGAGAGAGAAGGAUGGUGGAAUCCGUCUUGCCAGGAUAGGCGGCUCCCUCGAGAUUGUCAGCAACGAGCGCGUGGAAUUUAACGCUCUCGAUAACGACCAGAUCAAGAUCGACUUCCGUCCCCUGUACCAGUGUGUACACAUCCACGAGGCUCUCGACUCCAAGGCCGAGCUGCAGCGCAACUACCAAGAGGACCGAAAGACCCAAGCCGACCUGAUCAUGGCCGCGCGCUCGGCCACCAACCCGGACACGCUCAUGACCACGCUUCCUCACCUGAUGCAGGAGCUUGUGGGCUUCUUCAUCAUCGAGGCGCACGUGCUCAAGAGUGUGACUGAUUUCCGCUCGCAGCGCGACGUCGACGACCUGUGGGACGAGAUGUGCCGUCGUAUCAUUGGCGUCGUGUCUCUCGGCCUCAAGGGCUGCAGUGACCUCAACGUCUUCCUCGAGAGCAAGACGAACAUUCUCCUCUUUGUUCAGACCCUUGAGGGCUACGGCUAUGACAUUUCUGAGCUCAACGGUCUGCUCAUCACCUUGUUCGAGCGCUACUCGGAGCUUCUCAUUCGCAAGUUCAGCGCCGACUUUGACCAUAUCGUUCGCGACGACGACAACUUGCCCAUGAUGGUCAACGACCAGACUGAGUUUGACCAGGUGUCGGGCGUGUGCUGGCUGGCAACAGGCGAGAUGGAGUCGUUGGCAAUGCAGGGAUUCCCUCAACCCAUGCCGUUCUCGCAGACAUACCCCAUGUGCUGCAUCAACAUUCGCGACUUUGUGGAGCAGUUUUACCAGUUUGCCGACGGCGUCACUCAGCACCACGUCGACAUUGAUGAGGUGUUGCGCAAGUCCCUCGACGACCUCCUCACGGUCCAUGUCAGCAAGCAGACUGCCCACCGGCUGCGGACGACGAGCAACCUGUCCCAGAUUGCCCAGAUUGUUAUCAACUUGGGCUACUUUAGCAUCGCCGUCGAGGAGCUUGAGGGCGUGCUCAUGAACCUUCGUGCGUCACAGCGUGGUGGCCCCAUCACACUGUCUGCAGCCAACUCGUUCGCCGACACGCUGCGCAUCGCCCAGACUCGCAUCGAUGCCGUCAUUGCGUCCAAGCUCGAGUCGUUCUUUGAGCUGUCCGAGUACAACUGGCUGCCAAAGUCUGCUUCUGCCAACAUUGAGCCAAGCACCUAUGUGUUUGAGAUGAUCACUUUCCUCACGGCCUACGUCGACUCUGUCCUCAUUGGCUUGCCGGACGAGACCAAGACGCGCGCGUACGAGAACGCGUUGAAGAGGAUCAACCAAUGGUUUAUGGAAACGCUCACGGGUCGAGACGUGCAGCGGUACAACGAAGCGGCGCUUACCUUGGUUCUUGCCGACGUGACCUUUAUCGAGACGGAGAUCCAGCGGCUCGGCCGGCCCGGGUUGGAUCACGUCUUUGAUGAAGUCAAGCUGUCCAUCAAUGUGAUUCUGAGCGACGCCGUCCAUGCGUUCCUGGAAACGUCCAUUCGGCAGCUGUCGUACACUGCGGUCAAGCCACACCGUCUUUCGACCAUGUUGUCCAAGCUGGCGUCUGGGUCGCAGGCGAUGGGCGCACACAGCAAAGCCGAGCGGCGUCGCGCCGAAGCUCUCGAGGUCGCCCGAGUCCGAUGA
Messenger RNA from Apiotrichum porosum, 2343 nucleotides. RefSeq lists its product as uncharacterized. Lineage: Eukaryota; Fungi; Basidiomycota; Tremellomycetes; Trichosporonales; Trichosporonaceae. The record is from RefSeq and is a predicted model, not a curated record. The transcript is spliced from 14 exons. Bases 1 to 2343 code for a protein of 780 amino acids. Gene Ontology annotation, biological process: Golgi to plasma membrane transport; exocytosis; intracellular protein transport. Gene Ontology annotation, cellular component: exocyst; membrane.